Messenger RNA from Hypanus sabinus (Atlantic stingray), 368 nucleotides. Its product is annotated as small ribosomal subunit protein eS21-like. Gene Ontology annotation, biological process: endonucleolytic cleavage to generate mature 3'-end of SSU-rRNA from (SSU-rRNA, 5.8S rRNA, LSU-rRNA); translation; endonucleolytic cleavage in ITS1 to separate SSU-rRNA from 5.8S rRNA and LSU-rRNA from tricistronic rRNA transcript (SSU-rRNA, 5.8S rRNA, LSU-rRNA). The transcript has 2 exons. Lineage: Eukaryota; Metazoa; Chordata; Chondrichthyes; Myliobatiformes; Dasyatidae. Gene Ontology annotation, cellular component: cytosolic small ribosomal subunit; ribosome. The coding region runs from base 39 to 368 and encodes 109 amino acids. The record is from RefSeq and is a predicted model, not a curated record. Gene Ontology annotation, molecular function: structural constituent of ribosome.
UAUCUAAAUAAAAGCCCUCCAACUGAACUAAAUCCAACAUGCAGAACGACGCAGGAGGAUUUGUUGAUCUUUAUGUUCCACGCAAAUGCUCUGCUAGCAACAGAAUUAUUGGUGCUAAGGACCAUGCCUCUAUUCAAAUCAACCUUGCUGAGGUCAAUAAAGUAACUGGGAGAUUCAAUGGGCAGCACAAAACCCAUACCAUCUGUGGAGCUAUUUGUAGGAUGAGUGAAUCAGAUUAUUGUAUCCUAAGGUUAGCAAAGAAUGACGGGAUUGCGGCCAAGGCUGAUAACCUGUUUGAGCCGUUAAGUGCUCCAGCUAGACGUGUAACGGCGAUAAACAGCCUGCGGGAAGAACAGGAGAUGCCGUGA